CAUUCCAAUCGCACAAUACGGCCACACACUCACCGUCACGCAUGACGAAUCGAGGUGCUAUAUCUGAACAACCACAUGAUUCGUCGCACCGAAACCAUUAACAAUCCCCACCAUACACACCCGCGAGGCUCAAUCAUCGCACCACUGGAUCGGCAGGCACCGCAGCAAUGGCGGCAGCGACCGGAGGCGGCGGCAGCAGUGAGGAGGCGCUGACGCUGCUGGGGUUCUGGACGAGCCCGUUCGCGCUGCGGGCGCGGUUCGCGCUGAACCUCAAGGGCAUCCCCUACGAGUACGUGGAGGAGGACCUGUUCGGCGAGCGGGGCAAGAGCCCGCUCCUCGUCGCCUCCAACCCGGCCCACGGCGGGAAGGUGCCCGUGCUCAUCCACGGCGGCCGCCCCGUCGCCGAGUCGCUGGUCAUCCUGGAGUACAUCGACGAGGCGUUCCCGGAGCGCCUCCCGCGCCUCCUGCCCCCGCCCGACGACCCGCACGGCCGCGCCGCCGCCCGGUUCUGGGCGGCCUACGUCGACCAGAAGCUGCUCCCGACGUGGGCCCCGCUCUACGGCGGGAGGACGGCCGAGGAGCGGGCGGGCGCGGCGAGGGAGGUCGUCGCCGUGCUGGAGGCGUUCGAGGGGGAGCUCGGGGACAGGGGCUUCUUCGGCGGGGACGGCGUGGGGCUGGUGGACGUGGCGCUCGGCGGGUUCCUCGGGUGGCUGCGCGCGUCGCAGGCCAUGUGCGGCGUGCGGACCAUCGACCCCGCCAGGACGCCGCGGCUGGCGGCGUGGGCGGAGCGGUUCGGCGCGCUGGACGGCGUGAGGGAGAUCGUGCCGGACGCGGCGCCGCUGGUGGAGUACAACCUCAUGAAGCGGGCUCGCCUAGGCCUGCCGUAUCUGCCGCCGCAUCAGUCGCAGUAAAAAACCGCUAGUAAAUUCCAAGGCGUGUAGCUGGAUCCAUCGCGCGCAGAGGAACUGAACUGAAUUUGAAUCUGAUCCCUUAAGCCGGUGGAUUCUUUAGUUAUUCUACUGCAGUAGAGUAAUAAGUCUGUGUUCUUGUUUGGAACUCUGAUUUUCUGCGAUGGACCGAUUCAAGAAAUGUAGCCACAGAACUGCCUUCUCCAAUGGAAAGAAAAAAAGUAGUACCA
Messenger RNA from Aegilops tauschii subsp. strangulata, 1138 nucleotides. RefSeq names its product probable glutathione S-transferase GSTU6. Gene Ontology annotation, biological process: glutathione metabolic process. Lineage: Eukaryota; Viridiplantae; Streptophyta; Magnoliopsida; Poales; Poaceae. Gene Ontology annotation, molecular function: glutathione transferase activity. The record is from RefSeq and is a predicted model, not a curated record. Gene Ontology annotation, cellular component: cytoplasm.